Pseudo-nitzschia multistriata is the source of this 2141-nucleotide messenger RNA. The record is from the annotation of a GenBank genome assembly. NCBI's taxonomy places the organism in Eukaryota, Bacillariophyta, Bacillariophyceae, Bacillariales, Bacillariaceae.
GAUGACGAUGACCCCACUGUAUUCGACACGGACUCGGACACCAAUUAUACCGUACCGCAAACCAAGCAACCCACACACAAACACACCACACACACCAAACCACACACACCACACACCACACCGGCCCGAGAUACCCCACCAUGCAGGUCCGACGGAAGCCCCCGUCCCGCCGACUGGCGGCUCUGGCCCUCCGGUCGCUGGUCCUCGGGUGCCUGGCGGUGGUCUCCAUCGUGUACCUCGUGGGCCUGGCAACCGUCGUCUCCGAGCACCAGCAGCAACAACUACUACAACAGCCACAUCCACCGCCACCGCCGAAGGAGGAUGGUCCCGGCGCCGGGGGCCGCCGGCCGACCGGAAUGCCUCCUCCUUCCACCGUCGGCUUUGCCGUCACGAUCACAGGCUGCGGGUCGGACCCCAUCACGGAGGGCGCCGCCAUCCUGAAGCACAGCGUACACCUGGCCUCGGCCCAGGGCCCCCUGGGCGGCUCGUACGGAUACAAGAUGUACGCCAUCUACCACCCGGGCGCGAGGGCCUGCGCGGAGACACUGGAAGGCCUGGGCUACGAGCUGGUGGAGCGGGAGACCCCCGUGGCGGUGGCAAACAUCGAGGGGGACUUUCUCCGGUCCCGGAUCGAGGCCAACGGCUGCUGUGGGGAGAAGGAGCUCGUCAAGCUCGAGGCCUACACGCUCACGGACCACCCGAUCGUCGUCCACCUGGACCUCGACACGCUGGUCCUCCGGCCCCUCGACCCCCUUUUCGACUGGAUGAUGGCCGGGGACAAGGCCCGGGACUUUGACAAGUCGGGCGUCGCCCUCCAAUGGCCGGACGCGGAGGUCCCGGAGCAGAUCAACGCCUUCUUUACGCGGGACUGUAAGCCAGCCACGUUUGUGGUCGUUGUUGUCGCUCUUGCCCUUGUCGUCGCCGUUGGCCUUGCCGUGGCGAUUGAUCUUGAAGGAAUGGGGCGCGCUUCUCCUGGCUAGUGUCUGGGCUAACGCAAUCCGUUUUUUUGUUUCUGUUGUUGUCGUUGUUCUUGCCGCUGUGCGUUGCUGCUGUGGUCUCCGUCCCGGUUUGGCCGUCGCCGCGAACGGCACCGUCUUCCGAUCCGCAGUCAACAUGUGCAGCCCCCACAAACAAAUCAAGCCCGUCCAGGGCGGCUUCCUGGUCCUCCGGCCCGACAUGAAGGUCUACAACGACUUUGUCGAAAUCAUCCGCAAGGGUCACUUCACCGAGGGCGGUGGGUGGGGGGGCCAAACGGGCGUCUUUUACGGCUCCAUGACCUUCCAGGGAAUCCUCCCGUACUACUACGACGUCCUCCACCCGGGCCAGCACGUCGAGGCCAACCACUGCGUCUACAACCAGAUGGCCGAUAACCCACGGAACAAGAGAACGGUCCACGACGUCGUCCACGGCAUCUGCAUGACGGGAGAGGACGACUGCGAGGACUGCCGGUCCAGGCCCCUCGAGGAGGUCGCCACCUCCCACUUUACGCUCUGCCAGAAGCCGUGGCUCUGCCUCCCCCAGGACGACGACGUCAUCCAGCAGCGGCUCUGCCGGAAGCUCCACCACGAGUGGCACCGGAUACGAUCGGACCUCGAGCGGACCUGGGGCCGGGACGCCUACGGGCCCGGUACCUACCAGACCGACCACUUUUACGGCCACUGCGACUCCCACGGGAAGAAGGGCUACCUCCCCAUCGAGCGGCCCUACGGGCCCGCCCCGUGAGGAAGGAGCACCGCAGCCUGCCAAACCGAUGCCGAGAGCGGGGUGAGGCGAGGCGAGGCGAAUCCAAACAAGGACCGUUCGGAGGCUCCCCCCCCCCCUUUGGCGUCCCUCGUCGCCGUCUGCUUCGUGUUUUGUUCCGCCACGUCGUCUCGUUCUCGCUGCAGCCCGGUGUCGAUGGUGCCACAGAGACGGACCGGGAGAACAGUGCGCCAACUACUCGUACUUGUUUGAGUUCGAAUUAAGACUAUCGAUUCGUUAUGAGUACGUAAAACGCGCCUGUUUUCCGUACGAUCGACUCAUACGACUACGACUCAUACAUUAACACUUACCGAUCUCAAAGUAACCGUCGAGCAGCUCAACAUUUCCAUGUAACCAACGCGCUUGGUUGCUGCGGGAUACAAAAAACUAACACUAACAAA